This is a messenger RNA of Coprinopsis cinerea okayama7#130, 1185 nucleotides long. RefSeq lists its product as hypothetical. NCBI's taxonomy places the organism in Eukaryota, Fungi, Basidiomycota, Agaricomycetes, Agaricales, Psathyrellaceae. The record is from RefSeq and is a predicted model, not a curated record. The coding region runs from base 1 to 1185 and encodes 394 amino acids. The transcript has 4 exons.
AUGCUGCAUCCUCGCUGCCACCUCUGCGCCGCCACAAAAAUUGAAGCGCAAACAAAACUGCGUCGGUGCACGGGCUGCAGAGUAGUUCGUUACUGCAGUACAGAGCACCAACAUGCCGACUGGUCAGAUCACAAGGCGCUUUGCAAACUGAUUGGGAAAAGCCACCAAAAGCUGGUGGAGGAGGACGCCAAAGUGCGAAACGAGCCUGGACACUGGACUCGACCACUCGAUGCGGCAAGGCCUUUUGAAACUGUUGUUGGGCGUUUCUGGAGUUACUUGAUGACCUAUGUCAUCGACAUUCUCAAAGUGAAUACCUUGGACUCAGUGCGAACCGCACUCGACGACCUACUCGACAUGCUGCGGCUUUCCCGAAGUGACGGGAUUGGUGCUCGCGAAAUUGUCCCCGCACUUUACAUCCGCCUCAACCGCGACCAAGCGAGCUACGAUUUCAUCAAGUGGUAUGCCACCAUAGGCUUUGGAGAAGGAUACGACUGGGAUAAUGUCUCGUUGCCUUUCUUGGACUUAAGGGACGAGGACAUUUUGGAAAGCCCUUCGGUCCGAGUUCUGCUCGACCUCCGAGACAUACAGGACUCGAAGUUCCUGGACACCGCUACAACUGGACGGAAGCUCGACUUCGACAUCUUGCAAUACAUCCGUUCCACGAUCGCCAUAAGGAGCGGGGUAUGGUCCAGUCGUCGCCAGCUUUUGGACGCGGUAGCAGCAAAGGAGAGGGUGAACAAACUCGAGAAGCGGGCCUCGCAGCUUUUGGUUGAUAUUCAUCGGGAAAACCAGCUGCUCUGGAGGGGAUUGUUGGAGCACGAACGAUGGCUGAGAACUCCUUUCGAUGAAUCCAGGAUCCGUACGCAUGGAAAAGAGGCGGAGAUGCACUCCCUCGUUCUGUCCAAUGCAAGGGCAUGGGUAGAGACGGAUGGGGCCUUGGCGUGGUUGAAUCACGAACUGGCGGGGCUCUUUCGUUACCCGCUUAUCAACAACCAGCAUCCAUGCCAAUUUUCGAGCACGGGCGCCCCAUUCGACAUAGACGCCAAUUCUGACCCAAUGACGGCGAUCAGGAUAUGUGAUCCGCUUAGUCAUGUCGUCCUGAAAAUGGCGUUCCCUGUCUCGUCAGAAAUCGAAUCUCUCCUUCCACACAAGAGCUCGAGCAUUACAGCAAUACGUUCGGCAUGA